AAGUCACGGAGCGGCCGGUGAUACUUUCAUCUCAGUCUCCGAUUGCGCUCCUUAUGCGCGACAUCUCAUGAUAGAGCACCAGCAGUUGACAUCGAAGAUGACCAACUCUUCACCCAGCCCGGUGGCGGCUAAUGACAGGUCACAAACAGCAUCGCCUAAUCUUGAACAGCCUCUUACCUCAGCCAACGAAGCUGCUACUCUAGAGGUCGAUGAUACAGCUAGCGUCAACGGAACGGACUCCAGUAUCAGUGAUCAAAUCUCGACCUACACAGCGUCUUUAACCUCCAGCGCGAUAGACUAUCCCACAGAAUACGGCCGACGCUAUCAUGCAUUUCGUGCGGGAGCAUACUUGGGACCGAAUGACGAGUUAGAGAUGGACCGACUCGACUUUCAUCACACCUACAUGGUGAAGAUCCUCGGCAGGAAGCUAUUCUUGGCUCCAAUUCCAUCCGAGACUACCCAUAGGAUUCUUGACAUUGGCACCGGCACUGGCAUUUGGGCUAUCGAGGCAGCAGACGUCUUUCCCAAUGCAGAGAUCUUAGGAAAUGAUCUGAGCGCAAUUCAACCAUCUUGGGUUCCGCCGAACGUCAAGUUCGAGAUUGACGACGUUGAAAGCUCCUGGAUAAACGAACAGAAAUUCGACUUCAUAUUUUGUCGAUACAUGGCCGGUUCUAUUAUCGAUUGGCCCAAGCUGAUGAAACAAAUCUACGCAAAUCUCAAGCCUGGAGGCUGGGUUGAGUUCCAAGACUACGACAUCAAUUAUGUCUCGGAGGAUGGAACACUGACUGAAGAGCACCAAACCGACCGGUGGAGUAAACUCUUGAUCGACGCCUGCAGGAAGAUUGGUCGUGAUCCCUGCAUCGGACCGUUGCUCGAAGGUUGGGUCAAGGACACGGGAUUCGUCGAUGUCGUCCAUCAGAAGUUCAAGAUGCCCAUCGGACCAUGGGCCAAAGAUCCUCACCACAAAGAAAUUGGCAUGAUGAACCUCAUUCAGCUAAUGGAUGGGCUGGAAGCAUUCAGUCUGAGGACCUUCUGUGGCGUCCAUGGAUGGACCAGAGAAGAAGUCUUGGUACUGCUGGCCGAGGUGCGCAGGGAGCUCAAGGCCGGGAGCUUCCAUGCCCAUACUGCGAUGUAAGUCUCCUUUCAAUUGUUUCGACUAGUCCUUAUUUAUGGGAGAGUAUACUGACGCAGUCUUUAAUAGCCACGUGGUUUAUGCACAAAAGCCUGAAGAAAAGGAGGAGGAGGAGGCCUCGUGAUCGAAGGGGAGUGGAUGGCAUAAAUAAUACAUGGGCGGGGCUGAUUGCUUCCCCGGGGUUUACUCGCACUCAAUUCUGUUCCAGCGCAUAAACUACAGUCGUUGAUUAAAGAAUAAUCAUGAUUGCGAAACUCAAUCUUGUGCCACAGUGUGGCUCGCAUGUCAUGCCUAG
This is a messenger RNA of Colletotrichum acutatum, 1427 nucleotides long. RefSeq names its product methyltransferase domain-containing protein. The record is from RefSeq and is a predicted model, not a curated record. Gene Ontology annotation, molecular function: methyltransferase activity. The transcript is spliced from 9 exons. Bases 68 to 1135 code for a protein of 355 amino acids. Lineage: Eukaryota; Fungi; Ascomycota; Sordariomycetes; Glomerellales; Glomerellaceae.